Messenger RNA from Epinephelus moara (kelp grouper), 3164 nucleotides. Its product is annotated as ciliated left-right organizer metallopeptidase. Gene Ontology annotation, cellular component: cytoplasm; membrane. Gene Ontology annotation, biological process: cell adhesion; proteolysis. Bases 140 to 1975 code for a protein of 611 amino acids. The transcript is spliced from 17 exons. Gene Ontology annotation, molecular function: metalloendopeptidase activity. NCBI's taxonomy places the organism in Eukaryota, Metazoa, Chordata, Actinopteri, Perciformes, Serranidae. The record is from RefSeq and is a predicted model, not a curated record.
GAGCUCUGCAGUGACUGCUCUUUGAGAAGUUCAGAUCAUCACUGUGGUGAGCAGCAUGGAAGGCGAAUGCAGAGAAAAUGAAGCUGUUUGCCACUGAAGAUUCAGACUGCAUGGAUGGACUGAGGUCCCAGCUAUAAUUAUGGUUUCACCUCCAUCCCAGAGACUCUGGGUGGGGAUGCUGGUGGUAAUGCUGAUGGUGGGGGAGCUCCCCGGUGCCCUGCAGAAGUGCAUCCACGACGAGGUUCUGGCCCAGGCCGGGGUGGUCCGAGCUGCAGACGGCCCACACGACGAGCCCAGACUCAGGAGGGCAUCACCUCUGAGUGGAAAGAUAGCCCCGCCCACUCUUGCUUCUCCACAGCCAAUCAGGAUCCGGACGUGGAUUGCAAGGGAGAGCAACAAGCUAUCAGAGGCUGAGAGAGAGAGGCUGGAGGCCGCUGUGGAGGAGGCUGUGAGGAUGGUGUCGUCUCUACUGUCAGUGGAGAGAGCACCAGGCCCGCUGCUGCUCCACAGAGACGUAAAUAAAUACUGCAAGUUUCUCUGGAGGAAUUCAAGUUCUGCCAACUACAACAGGUGUGGUCGAGCCAACAGCAACUACAGAUCUGAGACCUGUCUGGAUGUGACAAUCCCAGAUGAUCACCUGGCUGGAUGUGAUAUUUACCCAGAGGCUGACUCACCUCACAGGACUGAGCUCCAUCCUGACGGUGCUGGAGUCUCGGACACCGACUUCCUGCUGUACCUCCACGUGCAGGCCACUGACAAGUGCCGAGCAGAGCCUAAUGUGUUGGCCUACGCUGUCCACUGUCAGAUGGACUCUCAUGGACGACCUGUAGCCGGGGUGGUGGUCAUCUGCAGGGACAGGCUGUCAGGAGCCGCAUACAGCCACCAGGCUACUGUUCAGACUGUGAUCCACGAGCUGUUUCAUGUGCUUGGUUUCUCUAAAGAUCUCUUCCACACCUGGAGAGACUGCUCCUCCUCCUCUCAAGUGGGCGCUGUCUGUUCUCCUCGAGGCAAAGUGACGCACUCUGAUGGAUCCGGCCAGAUGAGGAUUUACACCCCAUCUGUCAUCUCAGAACUUAAGAGGCACCUGGCAUCUACUGACCCUGAGUUAGGGGGGCCGCUAGAGAACCUGGAUGUUCCUUCAGGCAGAGUGUCCUCUCACUGGGAGUCCCGGGUCCUGCAGAGCUCCAUCAUGGCAGCGGUGCUGGGGGACUGGACCACGGUCCGGAUCGACCCGGUCACCUUAAAUGCGUUACAGGACACAGGCUGGUACACUGUCGACCUGAGCCGGGCACAGAGUCUAGUGUGGGGAGACGGUGAAGGAGCCAUGUUUGGUUCUGUGUCAACCUGUCAGGACAAGUCCUCGUCCUUUUUCUGCACUGGCAGUAGAUUUGGGUGUCAUUAUCUUCACCUCCACAAGGGGGAGUGCCAGACUGAUCAAUACCUGGAGGGAUGUAGGGUGUAUAAACCCCUCAAGAAUGGAAGUGAAUGCUGGAAAGAGGAAAAUGGCAGGCAGUCUGCUGAAGAGAGCGGCGAGAUCUUUGGUUUCGACAGCCGUUGCUUCUUCUCGAACCUGACCAGACAGAACUGGAGUCAGAUUCUUUUGUCCAACAGCUCUGUGGAGGGACGUUGUUACAGACACAGGUGCACUGGACUAAACAGGUACCAAAUCCAGGUGUCUGGCUCUGAGUGGGUGAACUGUCCAGCAGGAGGCACCAUUCAGAUCAAAGGAAACCAGGGUUCAGUCCACUGCCCUGACAGAAGGUUAUGUGUGUACCCUGACGUUACUCCUCCCUCAGAUGACCUCAAUACAUUUCCUGCUUCUGUAACAAGACUUCCCGCAGAGCUCACUGCAGCCUCAGCGCUCGGCAUCACUGCAGCUGUGUGUCUCCUGGCUGCAGCCGUGGAGUCUGUGAGGAAAUGUUGCUCCUGCAGGAUCAGGAUCCACUCUGCCCCGGAGCAUCACACUGAGCUGUAGCAAACAGCUGCCUUUAAAAACUUUGAAUGUUGAGUUUCAUUCUAGAUCCUCUGCACCUGAGCAAACACACCUCACACAGUCCUCACUGAACAGGCUCAGCAGCCAAAUGGUGAUCCAGCUCAAAGUAAAUGGACCCAGAGGAGAGGAGAAGAUCAUCGACCUGUGCGACACUGAGGAGCAGCUGAAGAAGAUGACUGUGCAGGACCUGAAAGGGAUCAUUACUGACAAAUUUGGCAUAAAGGGUGACAUCCGGGUGGUGUACAAAACCCAGAUGAUGGAGGACUCCUCCCUGCUGUUGUCCUACGGGGUCCGGCACAUGUCCAACAUCCAGACGCUGCUGAUGCUGCCUGGAGGCUCUUGAUGAAGAUGCACGAUGAGACCAGUUAUAUAUUAUGAUGUCAAAAAUAACACUGAAAUAUAAAAACAAAUGUAAUGCUCUGAUAUGUGUCCUCUUUGUUCUGUGAAAAUAAAUGUCCUUAAUAUACUAAUCCAUUUCACAGCAUUUUAUUUUUGGGUUUGGGUUUUUUGUGUUCUGCAGUGGUUAUAAAUGUGUCCAGCACUUAAAGUUGAUUAAAUAAGGUUAAAUAGUCCCACCAAAGAUGCUGUAAAGUGAUGGGAGAAUGGAAUACAAAGACGACCGCAGUACCUUUACAAGAACAAAACAAAACAAAAAAAUAAACUUUGGCUGUUUUAUGCAAAUAGCCUAAAGCGCAUAGUUUUGCAUAACGCACAAAAACGUCCAUAAACUUUAACAUGAACAGAAACAACAUUGGAUAUAAAGUAUGUGAGACAUACAGUACAUGUAUCACUCUGCAUGUUGUUUUGUUUGAAUCAUUGCCAUGACUGUGCGUGUUAGCACCUGGCACACACAGUCAUGGCAGGUAUUUACCAUUAUAGGUGGAUAAUGACACAUUGUGCCCCUGGGCACAGCCAUGGCAGAAAACCUCACCAGCUCUCCUAUAUGGGAGCAAGACACACACUUUGUAGUUGUUUAUGCCUCUUUUUGUUGUUAUUUUGCAUCUCUCUCUCUCUGUGGUUUUAAGUCUCUUUACGAUCAUUUUGUAGUUGCCUUGCAGCUCUUUGUGUCUCCUUGUCUUUGUGUUUUUUUAUUCAUCUUUUGUUUGUAAUGCUAAAAAAGCAUUAACUUCAUGUGUAUGUAUUGUCUAUAAUAUUGAGUUUUAUAAGUUGG